Molecule: messenger RNA, 1652 nt
Organism: Osmerus eperlanus (European smelt)
Lineage: Eukaryota; Metazoa; Chordata; Actinopteri; Osmeriformes; Osmeridae
Exons: 5
Coding region: 137-1249 (370 amino acids)
Source: RefSeq, a predicted model, not a curated record
GAUACCGAAAACAUGGCCAGAAACAUUCCAGGUCCCUUGGGAACAAAUGCCCCCGGAAAUUCGUUCUGCAAUUGCGGAUGGCAAGAGACCUAAACCAGUGGAGCGAUGCCAGAUGAUACGAGUACUCGCGGAUUAAAUGAGAAAGUAUGAAGCUAACCCGACUCGUGCACAGUGCCUAACUGUGGUUCGAAAUAUCAUCAGGAAGUACCCAAAGACUUUUGCUGAUAUUGCACCAGAUGGGUCACUUCUGGGUGGAGGUUAUACAUCACUUUUGAUUCAAGUGAAAAACCGCAUUGAAAAUGUGAACCGUGACGGAAGCUUCUCAAGCCACCGAUCCUCUACAGGCAAGAGGGGUCCAACUGACACAUAUGGAUGUAAACGAUUUCAGCCAGAGCUACCCCCAGAAGAAACUGAAAACACUGUGGAGCAGCACCGCCAGAGACUGGCUGAGAUCUACAGACAGGAGGGUGCAGGUGGAGCAGAAAGAGCAGAAGUUAAACAUCUAAUGGAGCUUACAUUCUCUCUACAACGUCGCCAUAUAAAUACACUUCCACCACCUGACAUUGAAGAUGGGAAAAGCAAAUGGCCUUUUCUUUUCACGCCAAGGUACGCACAUUUUGAUUUGCUCACAGACGUCAAUGUGCUUCAUAGCUUGCAACUCAACAUGGAAGAAUGUGGAAGUGUCAUCACAAACUACUUCAGGGCAAAACCUACCAACCAGAAAAUCAAGGAUAUCCUCUCCAAUGGUAAAGAUAAUGUGACGGCACUUCGUGUAGUGCAGCUGCUCAUGGCACACUUUGGAGAGGACAUAACCGGGCUGAUCCUACUUACAGAUGUGUCUGCCACUGCAGCUGACGUGGAGACAACUCUCAGUCUUCCUGCAAGUCCUCGCCUGAUACUGCCUGUUUCAGGUGCAACAGGGCAAGACACAGUUACACGUUGGAUGAUCACCUUUGAGGGCCGUGUCAUUUCUGAAGGCAUCACACCAACAUUUGCAACAGGACUUGCUGCUGUGUUUGCAAUGUAUUACAUAUUCAACCUUGAGUAUCAAGAUGAGGCAGCCUGCACUCUGGAAUUCAUUCAGAGGCGCUUCAUUGGGAUAAACCCAGAGAGAGGGACAAAGGCCAAAAGGGGAAAGGUUGUCUCCAAGAAAAAAGGUGUGAUGGUGCAGAAGAAGUCUUCUACAGUAAAUACACACGUCGCCAUGCUGCUGAAGAAUCUCCUCGACAUUGAAUGGAACUUCAUAUAGUUCGUGGCAACACUGGAAUAAUGCCACAGAGGAACAGUGGCUACCUCAAAGGAUUACAGCUUCAUCCCUAAAUGUUAAUGUUGAUCUUAAUGUUAUUGAUGCAUAUUGUCAAAAUGGUAAUAAUGCACAUUUUCAAAAUGUUCUUAAAUUUGUCCAAAUGUUGCCAAUUCUGCAUGUCCACAAUUUUAUUAUGAAAGUAUACAUUUUUACAGACAGCAGAGAAUACAUUGCAGAUGACCUAUGUAAAUCUUUUAAAUUGACUUUUAUACAUGAUGUAUCAUGUUUUGAUACAUGUAUGUAGGCCUACAUAUACAUGUUCCUACCUUCCUGUAAGAAGGAUCAGCGUCAUCAAACAGGGUUUAUUUUUCUUUGUUUACAUUUUGUGAAAGUAGCGGCCAUCAUA